AUGCACAGACUGCCCAGUGUUGUAGGGCCUCCUAGUGCGCAUGCAGCCUCUACGAUGGGUCCCUAUUACGUUGGGGACAUCUGGAUGAAGGGGGGGCCCUUCCGCAGCAUCUGUUUGCCUAUUGCGUGCAAACCACAGCACACGCUGAAGUGUUUCCGGAGGGCCUCCCAUGCAGACAAGUAUCCUGGAACAGGGGCCCCUCUGGGCCCUGUAGCUGGGCACCUCCUUGCGCUGGGGGCCCCCCGGCCCCGAGGCCCUUUUUUGCAUUCCCUUUGGCCUCGCAUUAUGGAAGGGCAGCCACUCAACUUGUCAGCUUCUCUUAGGGGGCCCCCCAAGAUGUCUCGCCAUCCGUACAUUGGUGCUGCUAAGGGGGCAUUAUCCCCUGCAGCAAUACAUUCCGCUUCUUCAAGGGGGCCCCCUGGGGCCCCCGACAAACCAAAAUUGGGGGCCACCCCUCUACAUCUCUCUCUGGGUUCUAAAGAUGCAGGGGCCUUGCAAGAAUCUUUUGAGGGUUCCCGAGGAGGAGCUGCAGGAGAAGGGCCCCCAGGAAUGGAGGGGGCCCCCCUUGGGGCCUCGGAGUGCCCUUCAGGCCGGGGGCCCCGCGUGGCUUUCUGGGAGCUGCUGGGGCUUCUAAAGGAAGACAAAAUGCGAGUGGCAGGAGUAAUCCUUGCGCUGCUGCUGAGCAGCGGGACGCAGCUGCUGCUACCUCUCGCCGUCGGCAAGUUAGUGGAUGCCGCCGCACAAACCCCCGUUCAGCAGCAGCAACAGCAGCAGAAGCAGCAGGUGCUGCUGCAGCAGCAGGUGCAGCAGCAGGGGGCGGAGCAUCCCAUUAUGGGGUUUACCGAUACGCUGCGGGGCCCAGAAGGUCCGCAGGACGGCGCCUCUGGAGCAGCAACUGCUGCGACAGGAGCAGCAGAAGCAGCAGCAACUGCUGCUGCUGUAUCAGCUGGGCUGGAAACAGCAACGGCAGCACCAACAGCAGCAGGAGAACGCAGCAGCUGGGGCCAUCUUAUAAGAACCGUUGAAGACAGGCUGCAGACACCUGGGGCCCGUUUGGGUCUCUGCGUCGCCUUGGGCGCUGUGGGGGCCAUCACCUCAUUCACCCGACUCUUUCUUCUUGAGUCUACAAUAGAACGGAUGGCCUGCCGCCUCCGGAGCAGUUUAUUUAGGCGGCUUCUUUAUCAGACGAUCCCCAAUUCCCAGCAGCAGCAGUUGGGGGCCUUAGCGAAGCAUUUGUCUCAAGACGUGGUGACAGCGAGCAGAGUGCUGGUGGAUAUAUCCUUUGGUCUUCGUUGUCUCCUAACGUCUGUUGUCGGCAUCGCCUUGUGCUGGGCUGCUGCUCCCUGCUCCUUCCUGCUGUCUCUGCUGGUGCCGAUUGCUGGCGCAGCGGCGCUGCUGCGUCUCUCAGCAAGACACGUGGCUCGACUGCAGCAGCAGCACAGCAAGGCGCUGCAGGGGGCCCUCCAGCGCGCUACAGGGGCGCUUAGUGCGAGGAGACAACUCAGGAGUCUCAAUGGCGAGGCCCUCGAGGCCAAGGCAUUUGAUGCUGCACUGGAAGGCGUACUGACAGCAGCGCAAAAGAGUUCUGUGGCUGUUGGCUGUCGCCACGCCUUCGUUUUUGCUGCUGGUUCGGGGCUGUUGAUUCAUCUCGUUCAUGCUGCAGCAUCUCUUGUUGCUCAGGGGGUCCUAACGGGAGGCCAAGUGAUGUCUCUGGCGCUGUACUCUGCUUUCGUCGGCUCUUCAAUCCAGGGCUGCGCUACAGCAUGGAGUGAUGCUUAUCGUGCUGUUGCUGCAGCAGACAAUAUGCUAAAGUUGCUGCUGGAGCCACCGCCCCCCCUCCUGGCCUCCCCACUGAACUACCCCGGCGAGUUGAGUCGCUUUCAGGAGGCCCUCCGCCGGCAGCAGCAGCAGCAGCAAGAGCAGCAGCAGCAGCCACAGCAACAGCAGCAGCAGCAACAAGCAGCAAUAGCAGCAACGGCAGCAGCAUGCGGGACUGCGACAGCUGAUCAUCGAGGCCUUUCUGUUGAGUUUAGAGACGUGUGGUUUUCUUAUCCUCUCCGGCAAAACCACUGGGCCCUUCGGGGUCUCAGCUUCAAAGUGCCUCCAGGAGCUGUUGUUGCCAUUACGGGUCCCAGUGGGAGUGGCAAGAGUUCAUUGGGUGCUCUUUUGCUGCGUUUAUUUGAGCCCCAAAGAGGCGGCAUCUUCUUUGAAGGCCUUUCAAUACAAUCCUUUGACGAACGUUUCAUUCGCUCACUUGUUAUUCCGGUGCUGCAGGAUUCUUUGUUGCUUUCUGGGACUUCUUUGGAGGCGCAGAUUCGCUAUGGGUAUUUGGCACAGCAGGAAGCGAUAGGAGCAACUUCGGGUCUGCAUUUGCCUGUCUCAGCAGCGUGUGAUGCUGCACACGUCUCACCUUUUGCUGCUGCUCUUCCUGAGGGCCUUCAGACGCAACUUUACGAGCGCGGGGCUGUCUUAUCAGGGGGACAAAGACAGCGCGUGUGCCUCGCAAUGGCCUUGUACCGCCUUCAGCAGUCACAAGGAGACACCCAGGACAAACGGAAAGGAGACAGCAGCAGCGCACUCCCCACAAUGCUGUUUCUAGAUGAGGCCACAUCUUCUCUUGAUGCAGACACCGAACGCCAAAACUUACGGGGAGAGACAUGCCUCUUUGUCUCUCACCGCCCCGGUGUCCUCGAUAUUGCAGAUCACAUCAUGGUGCUCGUCGAUGGCCGAAUAAUUCAAUUUGGCCCUAAGGAAGAAGUCCUCAGACAACCCUGCCUCCCCUUGCAAUGGCUCAUCUCUGGCGCUGUCCCUUCUGAGCCUGUCUCUACCGAGGGGGCCCCAAUACCCCCUCAGCCCAACUCUGCGAGCUCCCUUAGGGGCCCCCUACGGGCUUGA
Molecule: messenger RNA, 2895 nt
Organism: Eimeria acervulina
Lineage: Eukaryota; Apicomplexa; Conoidasida; Eucoccidiorida; Eimeriidae
Product: ATP-binding cassette, putative
Exons: 13
Coding region: 1-2895 (964 amino acids)
Biological process (GO): transmembrane transport
Cellular component (GO): membrane
Molecular function (GO): ATP hydrolysis activity; ATP binding; ABC-type oligopeptide transporter activity
Source: RefSeq, a predicted model, not a curated record